AUGUCAUAUUGAUGAUAGAAAACGCUGACAAGAUUCAUGUUUGAAAAAUGAGAUGCUCUUACUUUGAUGUUGAAGGAUCUAACAUUGAUUUGAAUUAUAAAAUUAGAAUCAUGGGUUUUAUUGGGGAUUUCUAGCAAUGUCUCAUGCUAAGUUCUAGUCGAGAUUUUUUUUUUUUCGUCUUCUAACACAUGGAUGCUAUUCGAAAAAUGAUCGUGUGUGGCAUACUUACAAUCUGAUAACGAUCUGGGAGCACGUGUUGUUGUUGGGGGAGAAAUUCGAAUUUUUUUCGCCUUGUGGCACGCUCUCGCUCGCACGUGUCUGGAACAGAGAGAGAAACGAAUGCUAUAUAAACACGAGCGAUGAGAGGAAAAUUACCAUUUACAUCAGAGACAACAGAGACUUCACACACACACGAGAUGAGUUCACCGUCCUUUAUCCUGCCGGAUAGCCCGCCUCCGCAGCAUGUGCUAAACUACUGGCAGCGCAAAGCUGCUGAGUCCUGUGCCAGCUCUUCUGCUGCUGCUGCCGCCUCCGCUCCUGCCUCCACUGCACCCGCUCCACACCGUCCAACAUCACCAGGGGGCGAGAUGGUGAUUCCGGACAGCCCCAUCCAACGCUUGCGUCCAGCAGCUACGUGGGCUCCGCGGCGUGCUGUGUUGACGACGCUGUCAAACAACAUCAGGCAGAGGCAGGCGAAGAGGAAACUCGACUUCGAGGAGGGUGAAGUCAGCGGCGAAGAGGAGGAUGGGGUGCUCCCUCAAUCAAAGAAACGUAUGGUGGAUGAGGACUCCUCUCUCGUACCCUUAAUAAAGGAGGCUGAAUUGGACUUUGUAGAACUCGUUAACAAACCACUACCCAAGCCAUGGGUCCCGUUGCGAGAGUUAGAGGAGGAUCAACCAUACCGCAUCGUCGCGGCGAGGGAGCACACAAACCAGCACGGGCGACGUAUAAUUUUAAAAAUAAUCAAUGCAGGAAGCAAAUGCGAGGUGUAUCUCCCUCAAAGAUUCGCUUCCUGCAUUGAUGCGGGAAAAAUUCGGCAUUUCAACGAAACGUGUAAAAAUUAUGUGUUAGUAGUAACACAUAAGUGUCCAAAUUGGACAGAUAUAAAAAUUGUUAAAGCUUAACAAUUUUUAUAUCUGUAUACAAUUUGGACACUUAUGUGUUACGAAUUGUAUAGAUGUAUGUGAAUAGUUGAAUAGAUCAAUAAAAUGUGUGCAUAUUUGAUAAAAAAUUGUUUUCAAUUCUUACCUGUUGUUGUUGACGAUGUUGAUAAGUUUGUAAUGAAUAUCACACAGAAGAAGAAGAAAUGCUUCAGCUGCUCUGUUGUGAAUGAUAAUUUAAAUAAGGUGAGCCCGUCUUUUAUAGUUUGUUGUGAGCAUGCUCAGUAGACUCACCGCUAGAGGUAAGCGCUGCCAGCUUCUCGCCCCCUCCUUCUCGUGCUCCCACAGAUGUGGGUGGCCCAGCAUCAUUUCUUCCCUUUUCAAAUCACAUUCACCUUUCAGAUUUGA
Nilaparvata lugens (brown planthopper) is the source of this 1508-nucleotide messenger RNA. RefSeq lists its product as uncharacterized. NCBI's taxonomy places the organism in Eukaryota, Metazoa, Arthropoda, Insecta, Hemiptera, Delphacidae. The coding region runs from base 360 to 1124 and encodes 254 amino acids. The record is from RefSeq and is a predicted model, not a curated record. The transcript is spliced from 2 exons.